Strongyloides ratti is the source of this 1380-nucleotide messenger RNA. RefSeq names its product G-protein coupled receptor. The record is from RefSeq and is a predicted model, not a curated record. Gene Ontology annotation, molecular function: G protein-coupled peptide receptor activity. Bases 1 to 1380 code for a protein of 459 amino acids. Lineage: Eukaryota; Metazoa; Nematoda; Chromadorea; Rhabditida; Strongyloididae. The transcript is spliced from 5 exons. Gene Ontology annotation, cellular component: membrane. Gene Ontology annotation, biological process: G protein-coupled receptor signaling pathway.
AUGAAGAUAGUUAAUACUACUAUUAUAAAUUGGCCUUCUUGUUCAAUUUUUAAUGUUUCAACAACCCAAAAGUAUGGUGUGAGGUGUAUUGAAAAUGGUGGAAUGUAUUAUGAUAUUUGCAAAAAUGAAUGUCUUCAAGAUUUUACUAAACUUAAUUUAGGGGAUGGUCUUCCAUUAGAAACAUUUGUAUAUGGAUCUGUUUUUCCUUUUUUAAUAUUUAUUGUUGUAAUAGCAAAUUUUUUAAUUGCACUUGUUUUAUCGCAACGACAUAUGAUAACACCAACAAAUGUGGUUUUAAGAUAUAUGGCCAUAGCUGAUUUAUGUGUUGGUUUGGUAUCAUUUCCAUGGACAUUUUUUUAUUACACUUUACGGUUUUCAGAUCAACCUGAAAAAGUAGAUCUUUGGUGGUGUUAUAUGUAUAAAUAUACAAUGGAUGGUUUACCACCAAUAUUUCAUAAUAGUGCAAUGUGGUUAACAGUUCUCUUAGCUGGUCAAAGAUAUAUUUCUAUUGAAUAUCCAAUUAAAUCACGAUUAAUAUGUUCUGUAAAAAAUGUUAGAUUAUGUUCUAUUGUUAUUGUAAUUGUAACAAUAAUAUGUGGUUUACCAAAAUUUUUUGAUAGCCAUAUUUCACUUUAUGAUGGUUGGGUUUAUCAUAAUGAUGGUUAUAUUUCACAUAUUCGAACAUGUCGUAGUGAAUUUACAAUAUUGGUUAAUGAACUUGGACCAAAUACAUAUUUUAAUCUCUAUUUCUGGACACGAAUUAUAUUUUUUAUUUUAAUUCCUAGUAUAUUAUUAACUUUUCUUAACUUUAGUUUAAUACGUGGAAUUCGAAAAGCUGAAAAAAGAAAAGAAAAGUUAUUAAGAGAAAAAAGAGCAAGGGAAGCAGAAAAACAACGUGAUAGUAAUUCAACAUCAAUGAUGCUUGUUAUAAUUGCUAGUAUAUUUUUGAUAGUUAAUUUACCUCAGGCAAUUUUUAUUAGUAUUGUAUGUUUUUGUAAUACAUUUGAUAUUGAUCUUCAAUUAAUGAGUAAUGAUACUGGAAUUAUAUUUAAACUUUUUAAUAAUAUGAUGGUUAUGGCUACAUAUCCAAUAAACUUUGGAAUUUAUUGUUUUAUGUCAAGUGCUUUUAGAAAAUCAUUUAAAGCAUUAUUAUGUUCAAAAAAUUGGAAAUCAUCACUUCUUAGUACAGGUAGUACUAAAACAAGAUUAUUUUCUACAAUAAAUUCAAAUCAUACAGAAUCAACACUUGGAAAACUUAUCUCUCCUUCUGUUAUAGUAGAAAAUUAUGAAGAAGAAAUGAAACCAACUGAAAUAUUAUUAAAACUUAAGAAUGAUAGUUUAAUAGAUGAAAACAGAUGUAUGGAUACAAUUUAUCUAUAA